This is a messenger RNA of Mauremys mutica (yellowpond turtle), 2159 nucleotides long. RefSeq names its product lysosomal acid lipase/cholesteryl ester hydrolase-like. Bases 1 to 1263 code for a protein of 420 amino acids. Gene Ontology annotation, molecular function: hydrolase activity, acting on ester bonds. The transcript has 10 exons. NCBI's taxonomy places the organism in Eukaryota, Metazoa, Chordata, Testudines, Geoemydidae. The record is from RefSeq and is a predicted model, not a curated record.
AUGCUAGAGCAAGUUGCCAGAAAGUGGAUUGUUUCACACAGGCCUAAGAUGCAGCUGUUUAUUAUGUUGGCAUAUUUGUUCCAAGGAAUCAGAUAUUCAGAAGAAUUCAUAAAAUGGAACACUAAAUAUGGAGAAGAAAUGCUAAAGAAGAUCACUGUGGAUCCAGAAUGCUUUAUGAAUGUUACUGAAAUUAUCAGGUAUCAUGGAUACCCCAGUGAGGAAUAUGAAGUUACAACAGAAGAUGGGUAUAUCCUUAGCGUUAACAGAAUUCCUGGUGGGAAGAACAGUGGGAACACAGGGCAAAAGCCAGUAGUGUUUUUGCAACAUCCACUCCUAGGAGAUGCUACCAGUUGGAUUUCAAACCUGGCCAGCAACAGCCUGGGCUUCAUACUAGCAGAUGCUGGCUUUGAUGUUUGGAUGGGAAAUGGCAGAGGGAACACUUGGUCUACAAAACACAAGACACUUAAACCUGACCAGCAGAAGUUCUGGGAGUUCAGUUUUGAUGAGAUGGGUAAAUAUGACAUUCCAGCAGUUCUCUACUUUGCCAUGAAUAAAACGGGACAAAAGCAGCUGUACUAUGUUGCCCAUUCAGAAGGCACGACGUUAGGUUUUGUAGCAUUUUCCAUUAGGCCAGACUUGGCUCAAAGAAUAAAAAUGUUCUUUGCCUUGGGGCCAGUAGCCACAAUUACAUUUGCCAAAAGCCCUAUGGUACAGCUUGGGAGGCUUCCUGAAAUACUACUCAAGACUGUAUUAGGAACUAAAGGACUCUUUCAUCAGAAUAAACAUAUGAAAAAGCCUGUUACCCUAUUGUGUACCACGCUGGAUAAGUUUUGUGCAUGUUUCCUCUUUUUGCUGGCUGGGUGUAAUGAGCAAAAUUUAAAUAUGAGUCGGAUAGCCAUGUACAUCGGACAUAUACCUGCUGGAACAUCUGUACAGAAUAUCUUACAUUGGCGCCAGGUAUUGUAUUCAAAGCAAUUGCAAGCUUAUGACUAUGGCUGUAAGGAAAAGAAUAUGGAGAAAUACAAUCAGACUACUCCUCCUAUAUACAAGAUAGAAGAACUGAAAAUGCCCAUUGCUGUUUGGAGCGGUGGACAUGACUUGUUUGCAGACCCAAAGGACAUAGCCGCAUUACUUGGUCGAAUUACUAAUCUCGUUUACCAUAAGCAUUUUCCUGAAUGGCAACAUCUAGAUUUUAUCUGGGGUCUUGAUGCAGCUAAGCGCAUGUAUGUGAAAAUCAUUGAGCUGAUGAAGAAGUAUCCCUGAAGCCACACAGUGAUUCCUGAGGUUGAAUGAUUUGAUCCUUCUAUUGUGCUCAGCAAUAGGGAUGGUUUUCUUUCUUUAAAGUUAUUAAUCAUGGGAUUAGUAAAGGCUUUAUGGUGACUGGCUUGUAUUUUACUACAUUUGUCACUCUACUGUAUUUUCCAACCUGCUGGUGAAUUUCAAUAAAUAGGGAACUACCUCAGGAAGCUGAGAUACAUUUCCAAGAGGAAUCUGUUUUGAAGCUACAAAAGCAGUCAUGUACAUAUCCCAUGCAAUACUGCAGGGGAUCGCUUUCUUUGAAAUGUUUUCAUCUCUGCCAUAUAGUCUUAUCAGUGGGUGAUUCAUGACAAUCAUCCAGUUCCAGACAAUAGCAUUUCUUUCAUCACUUUUAAAAAGCAUGUUUUUUAGUGGAAAGCUUUUAAAGAGAUUGUGAAAGUUCUUAGGUUAAAAAAAAAUUGACUUUGGCACUUGAGAAUGAUUCCCUUCAUAGCCUCUGGUGAACUUACUCAACUUCUCUUUCAAGUUUCCUAUAUGCAAAAUGGGAAUAAUAGCCUACCUUGUAGGGAUGUAGUGAGAAUUAAUUUGUUAAUGUUUGUAAAGCACUUUAGAGAUCAAAAGAUCACAAGUGCUAAUUUUUAUUAGCUCACACUGAAAGAUUUUAUUUCAGCUUUCCAGGUAUUCAUAAACUUUUCCAUCCAAUCCACCCUGGAGCAAGAGUCAUGCUAAAAAUUCAGAUACUCUAUUUCCAUGAGCAGCUUUGAUGUGGUAAUUACUAACCAGUAGGCACAAACUGAAAUAUGUGUUACUGUUUAGGCUUAGCUAACUACCAGGAGUGAGUUCCUUUAGUCAGUAAUGCAGCUGCAAGCAAGCUGUGAGCAGACUCAGCUGUUUGGUGCUUU